UCCUACUACGGUGACCACAUGGUGCUGCAGAAGGAGCCGGCAGGGGCUGUGGUGUGGGGCUAUGGGGAGCCAGGGGCCAUGGUGACAGUGGUUCUGUCUGAGGACAGUGGCUUCAUUAUCUCCAAGAAGACAGUGCACAUUAAAGGACCUUCUGGGACAUGGACAACUGUCCUGGACCCUAUGGAUCCGGGUGGUCCCUACACACUGACAGCUAGGCAGGCCUCAGGGAAUGUGACACUGCGGGACAUCUACUUUGGGGACGUGUGGCUUUGCAGCGGGCAGAGCAACAUGGCAAUGACUGUCCUGCAGAUUGUCAAUUACAGCCAGGAACUCGCUGCUGCUGCUCACUACCCCCAUGUCCGCCUCUUCACCGCAGCACCUGCCCGCUCCGACCAGGAGCUGGAGGACCUGGAGCGAAUUGACCUGCCCUGGUCCAUCCCGACAGCUGAAAAUCUGGGCCGUGGGAAUUUCUCCUACUUCUCGGCCGUCUGCUGGCUGUUGGGGCGGUACCUGCACGAGGCCCUGGGCUACCCCGUGGGGCUGGUGGAGGCGGCCUGGGGAGGCACCCCCAUCGAGGCCUGGUCCUCCCCCAGGGCUCUGCGGGCCUGUGGGCUGCUGGAGGAGGCAGGGAGCCUCUCCCCCUGGCUGCAUCUCUCCGGCCCGCAAGCGCCUUCCGUGCUCUGGAACGCCAUGAUCCACCCCCUGCUUAACCUGACGCUACGGGGAGUCUUGUGGUACCAGGGAGAGGAAAACACACACCUGCACACAGACCAGUACAACUGCACUUUCCCAGCACUCAUUGCUGACUGGCGCCACGCGUUCCAUGCCGGAUCAGCUGGACAGAACCAGCUGCUUCUCCCUUUCGGCUUCGUGCAGUUGUCCACCUACCGGCGGCAGAGCCCUGACGACAGCUUCGCCCGACUCCGGUGGCACCAAACUGCCGACCUGGGAGUCGUUCCCAAUGCCAGGAUGCCCAGCACCUUCAUGGCUGUGGCCAUGGAUCUGGGUGAUGAGCACUCGCCCUACGGCAGCAUCCACCCCAGAGACAAGCAGACAGUGGCCCACCGGCUCCACCUGGGUGCCAGGGCUGUGGCCUACAGGGAGAAGAACCUAGUUUUCCAGGGUCCGUAUCCCACCCGUGCUAUCCUGGAUGUAACCAGGGCUCUGCUGAACGUCACCUACAGCCAGGAGCUGGUCUGGCGCAACAGGGACAUGCUGGCCUUCGAGGUCUGCUGCUCCAGCGGGUGGCUGCCAGCACCCGUGGUGACAGUGGAGUUCCACCAGGUGACGCUGGCCCUGGCCGGCUGUGGAACGCUGGUGCUGGGCUUGCGCUACGCCUGGGCCGAGUGGCCCUGUGACUACCAGUCCUGUGCCUUGUACAACGUCUGGGGGCUGCCCGCGCCCCCCUUCCUCCUGGACACCUCCCCAUCUGCCGGAGGGACAGAACUGCUGCUCUGCCCCAGCUCCAGGCUCUAA
This is a messenger RNA of Chaetura pelagica (chimney swift), 1476 nucleotides long. It is a transcript of the gene SIAE, whose product is annotated as sialic acid acetylesterase. Gene Ontology annotation, molecular function: sialate O-acetylesterase activity. Bases 19 to 1476 code for a protein of 485 amino acids. NCBI's taxonomy places the organism in Eukaryota, Metazoa, Chordata, Aves, Apodiformes, Apodidae. Gene Ontology annotation, biological process: carbohydrate metabolic process. The transcript has 9 exons. The record is from RefSeq and is a predicted model, not a curated record.